GCAAAAAGAUGCUGAGGGAUGGGAGACUGUUCAUAGAGGAAGGCCUGUUCGUUCUCGAUCAACAGCAGUGAUGCCGAAAGUUUCCUUAGCAACAGAAGCCUUGAGGUCAAAGGAUGACAGCGAUAAAGAAAAUGUAUGUCUUUUACCUGAUGAAAACAUGCAGAAAGGUGAAUUUGUUGAAGAUGGAAUUUCGAAUACUAUAGAAUCUCAUCCUAAAGACUCAUUACACUCUUGCGACCAUCCACUUGCUGAAAGAACCCAGUUCACAGUGAGUACACUGGAUGAUGUCAAGAAUUCUGGUAGUAGUCAAGAAAAUUCUGUGCGAACUUCUGAAAUACCAGCUGUUCACAUUGAUACAGAGUGUGUUUCAACAACUCAGCAAGCUGACACACCUCCUUUGCAAACAAAUGAUGACAAAUUUCUGGCAGAGAAAGCAAGGAUAGAGAGUGAAAUGGAUCCUUCAGAUAUUUCAAAUUCCAUGGCAGAAGUGCUUGCUAAAAAAGAAGAGCUAGCAGAUCGUCUAGAAAAGGCCAAUGAAGAAGCCAUUGCUAGUGCUAUUGCUGAAGAAGAACAGUUAACUAGAGAAAUUGAAGCUGAAGAAAACAAUGAUAUUAACAUUGAAACUGACGACAGUGAUUUUUCUGCUAGCAUGGGCAGUGGGAGUGUAUCUUUCUGUGGUAUGUCAUUGGAUUGGAACGAUGUCCUUGCAGAUUAUGAAGCUCGUGAAUCUUGGCGCCAAAAUACAUCCUGGGGGGAUAUUGUAGAAGAGGAACCUGCUAGACCUCCAGGGCAUGGAAUUCACAUGCAUGAAAAACUUUCUUCACCAUCUCGUAAAAGAACAAUUGCAGAAUCUAAGAAGAAACAUGAAGAAAAGCAAAUGAAAGCACAGCAACUGAGGGAAAAGUUACGUGAAGAGAAAACAUUAAAGCUCCAGAAAUUGUUAGAAAGGGAGAAGGAUGUCCGGAAGUGGAAGGAAGAAUUGUUAGAUCAACGACGUAGGAUGAUGGAAGAGAAAUUACUUCAUGCGGAAUUUAAACGAGAGGUGCAAUUACAAGCAAUUGUGAAAAAAGCACAGGAGGAAGAAGCUAAGGUAAAUGAAAUUGCCUUUAUAAAUACCCUUGAAGCCCAGAAUAAACGCCAUGAUGUUUUAUCAAAAUUGAAGGAAUAUGAGCAGAGGCUUAAUGAGUUACAGGAAGAACGUCAGAGAAGACAGGAAGAAAAGCAAGCACGUGAUGAAGCUGUGCAGGAACGCAAGAGAGCUCUAGAGGCAGAACGGCAGGCCCGUGUAGAAGAAUUGUUGAUGAAGAGGAAAGAACAAGAAGCCCGAAUUGAACAACAGAGGCAAGAAAAGGAAAAAGCCCGUGAGGAUGCAGCUCGGGAACGAGCUAGAGACAGGGAAGAACGACUGGCAGCACUCACAGCUGCUCAACAAGAAGCUAUGGAAGAGCUACAGAAAAAAAUUCAGCUCAAGCAUGAUGAAAGCAUUCGAAGGCACAUGGAACAGAUUGAACAAAGAAAAGAAAAAGCUGCUGAGUUAAGUAGUGGACGACAUGCAAAUACUGAUUAUGCCCCCAAACUGACCCCUUAUGAAAGAAAGAAGCAGUGUUCUCUCUGCAAUGUCCUGAUCUCCUCAGAAGUGUAUCUUUUUAGCCACAUUAAAGGCAAAAAACACCAGCAAGCUGUGAGAGAGAAUAGCAGCAUCCAAGGGCGUGAACUUUCAGAUGAAGAAGUGGAGCAUCUUUCCUUGAAGAAGUAUAUUGUUGACAUUGUAGUUGAAAGUGCAGCUCCACCAGAGCCUUUGAAAGAUGAAGAGCGGCAAAAAAAUAAAAAAAAAGCCAAAAAGAUAAAAGCCCGGAUGAACUCCAGGGCCAAGGAAUAUGAGAGUUUAAUGCAAACAAAGAAUUCUGGCUGUGACUCACCUUAUAAAGCAAAGCUUCAGCGAUUAGCCAAAGAUCUUCUAAAACAAUUACAAGUACAAGACGGUGGCUCAUGGGGAAACAACAAGGUUUCUGCUUUGGAUCGGACCCUAGGCGAGAUUGCUAGAAUAUUGGAAAAAGAGAAUGUGGCAGAUCAGAUUGCAUUUCAAGUUGCUGGUGGAUUAACAGCCCUUGAACACAUCCUUCAAGUAGUGGUCCCAGCCACAAAUGUGAACACAGUUUCACGAUUUCCUCCUAAGUCUCUCUGCAAUGCAAUCAAUGUUUACAACCUCACCUGCAAUAACUGUUCAGAAAACUGCACCAAUGUUCUGUUUAGUAACAAGAUUACCUUCUUAAUGGACCUCCUGAUACACCAGUUGACGGUUUAUGUUCCAGAUGAAAAUAAUGCUAUUUUGGGAAGAAAUGCAAAUAAACAAGUUUUUGAAAGCUUGACAACUGGACUUCUCAAAGUCAGUGUUGUGGUUUUUGGCUGCCUGAUUGCCAAUCGACCAGAUGGAAACAGCCGGCCAGCUACACCAAAAAUAUCAACACAGGAAAUGAAAAACAAACCCUCACAAGGUGAUGCUUUUAACAGUCGGGUUCAGGACCUUAUCAGCUAUGUGGUGAAUAUAGGUCUGAUUGACAAACUGUGUGGCUGCUUCCUCUCGGUGCAAGGCCCAGUGGAUGAGAAUCCCAAGAUGGCCACAUUUCUGCAGCAUGCCACAGGAUUCUUACAUGGAAUGUGUACACUGUGUUUUGCUGUCACUGGCAGGUCAUACAGCAUAUUUGACAAUAAUCGCCAGGAUCCUACAGGGCUGACAGCUGCUCUUCAGGCCACAGAUCUGGCUGGAGUUCUGCACAUGCUCUACUGUGUCCUCUUCCAUGGCACCAUCUCAGACCCCAGCACUGCCAGUCCCAAGGAGAGUUACAGCCAGAACACAGUACAGGUGGCCAUUCAGAGUCUCCGUUUCUUCAACAGCUUUGCAGCCCUUGAUCUGCCUUCUUUUCAGUCUAUUGUAGGGGCAGAGGGCUUGUCCCUUGCAUUCCGGCACAUGGCCAGCUCCCUGCUGGGCCACUGCAGCCAGGUCUCCUGUGAAAGCCUCCUUCAUGAGGUCAUUGUCUGUGUGGGCUACUUCACUGUCAACCACCCAGAUAACCAGGUAAUCGUGCAGUCCGGCCGCCACCCCACAGUGCUGCAGAAGCUCUGCCAGUUGCCCUUCCAGUAUUUCAGUGACCCACGGCUGAUCAAAGUACUGUUCCCUUCUCUUAUUGCUGCUUGUUACAACAACCAUCAGAACAAGAUCAUUCUGGAGCAAGAGAUGAGCUGCGUUUUACUGGCUACAUUCAUUCAGGAUUUUGCACAGACUCCAGGUCAGUCAGAUAAACAGCCUUAUCAGCCCAAAGGAAAAUGCUUUGGUUCCGAAGACUAUCUUGAGCUGGUUAACAGAUUUCCUCAGCAGGCCUGGGAAGAAGCUCGACAGUUUUUCUUGAAAAAAGAGAAAAAAUAAAUGUUUUGGUUGGUUCUGUAUUUGAGUACCCUUGUUAUAUUAUUGUAAUAUUUUAAAUUGUUCAAACAAAUGUUCUAACUGUUCCUUAAGAAACUCAUUUCCACAUGUUUAUACACUCCCUCUGCACUGUAGAUACGGUACAUACUUUGCACUAUUUAUAAUACUGUAGAUACUUUAAUGUUCUACUUUCUAAUUCUGCAAGUUGAGUUUAUUUCCUUAAUGCACAGUAUUUUGGAGUUUGGUAACUUCCAUCCUACAAUUAUAUAUAAUUUGCAUUUGUAAUAUGGGUGAAAUUAGACAUAAAAUUAGCAAGUCUGUUUUGUUCUUGUAAUAAAAUAACUUAUUCUAUUACAAUGUUGACUUUUCAUGUUAAGGCAAUAUAAAUUUGAAAGAAAAAUGUUAACUCCAACUCCUGAAAUAUCUUAAUUAAAGACUUAAUUAAAGUUUA
Molecule: messenger RNA, 3872 nt
Organism: Galeopterus variegatus (Sunda flying lemur)
Lineage: Eukaryota; Metazoa; Chordata; Mammalia; Dermoptera; Cynocephalidae
Gene: SCAPER
Product: S-phase cyclin A-associated protein in the ER
Exons: 24
Coding region: 71-3424 (1117 amino acids)
Molecular function (GO): zinc ion binding; nucleic acid binding
Source: RefSeq, a predicted model, not a curated record